Messenger RNA from Scylla paramamosain (green mud crab), 3531 nucleotides. RefSeq lists its product as uncharacterized. Bases 510 to 3119 code for a protein of 869 amino acids. Gene Ontology annotation, molecular function: neurotransmitter receptor activity; protein binding; extracellular ligand-gated monoatomic ion channel activity. Gene Ontology annotation, biological process: nervous system process; regulation of membrane potential; signal transduction. The transcript has 10 exons. The record is from RefSeq and is a predicted model, not a curated record. Lineage: Eukaryota; Metazoa; Arthropoda; Malacostraca; Decapoda; Portunidae. Gene Ontology annotation, cellular component: neuron projection; synapse; plasma membrane.
UUUCAUACGAGGGAGAUCAUAUACUCUCUCUCUUAAAAAGUUGACGAGGAGGAGAAGAAGUAGGAGGAGAACGAAUAUGAAACUGAGGAGGAGAUGGUGGUGGUGGUGAUGGUGGUGGUGGUGGUAAAGGAGGGAAAUUUUGAAACAAGGAAUAGGAGGUAGAGAGUAAAGGGCAUGUCUGCUUCUCUCUCUCUCUCUCUCUCUCUCUCUCUCUCUCUCUCUCUCUCUCUCUCUCUCUCUCUCUCUCUCUCUCUCUCUCCGUGCAUAUAAGACAUUCCAUAAUCUAUGCAUUUCUCUCACUCACCACCUGUGUCUUCCUUGUCCACGGAAAGUAACCCCCUUCAUCUAGGCUUCUCCUCCUCCCCCCAUUCCCUCUCCCCUACUCCCCGUACUCCCCCUUCCCUGACGCCCCACUCUCUCCCUCACUGAGCCUUCCUUUCCCAUUGUAUAUUUAAAAGACAUGACACUACCGCAGCUCACUCUCUCCUCGUCACUCCUCACCGCCUGACAUGGUUCGCUUCCUCCUCAUUUGGGCAGGCGUGGCGGCGGCGGCGGCGGUGAAAGUGCUGGUGCUGCAGGAGGACGGGGUGAUGACUAACCAGUCGUGGGCUCAGAGCUCCGUCACCACCACGCCCUCGCCCUCCGCCUCCGCCUGCAUCAGAUUCAAGGUUUUCUUCUUCCGCCCUCUCACCCACGUGUUCUCCCUCACAUCGAAGGAGGAAAGUAGGGAGAUUAACGGAGAGAUCUUCGUGGACUACGUGCGGCCCAUCGUGUCCGCCGCCUUCUACUUCCUGGGCAUCUCGCAGCCACUGCAGGUACUCACUUGGUACCACUACUGCCUCACCUAUAACCACACCGCGGCGCAGAUCUCCGCUUACCUGGACGGCUACCUGCAGGGCGUCAUUUCCAGGAACACCUCUAGGUGGUUCGCCGAGGCCACUCUGGUGCUGGGCCAGUAUAGCCUCGAGUACCUGAGCAGCUACACAGAGCAGCGCAGCUUCAGUGGACAGCUGACGCACGUGGGCGUGUGGGGCCGCACCCUGACGGGGUCGGAGGUGGCUCAGAUGGCGGACUGCGGUCCCUUCCCGCCCGGCACCUCCAUCAGCUUGGAGCAAAAGUGGAUCCUCAACAACGCCUCCUUCGUCGACCUGCCGGAGGCGGAGGUCUGCGAGAAGAAGACCAAGUCCAGUUACAUCAAAUUCAUGGCAAUGCCAUAUGAGGCUGCGCGUAUGGCGUGUGCUGGCGUUGGUGGACACCUGCCCGUGCCCGAAAGUCUGCAGCACGCCCUUGAAAUCAUCGACGUCAUGAGUAAGCCGCCCGUAGUGAAGAUAAUGUGGGUCGGAGCCACGGACCAUUUACAGGAAGGUGUGUACGUGAAGGCUCAUAACCAGGAGGUGAUGGAGUGGUUCAAAUGGGGCAGCAAUGACCCCAACGGCCUGCAGUGGCAGAACUGUCUGGUGAUGGAGCCAGACUUUCUGCACGAUUACCCUUGUCACGUGAAUCGCGAAGCGUUGUGUUUCCUUGCGGAGCAACGAGAGUGGACGCUGAAGGGUCCGUGUGAGGAGGACACCGCCAACUACAAGUACAGCCUGACACACCCUGACAAGGGCCAGCUCGUGUUCCGCGGCUACUACCAGUACGAGAUCGCGGAGGAGGGAGAGGCGUGGUUGUGGAGGAACGUGAUCACGGACACUAUCGUCGCGCGCCUGUCCUUCGCGGAGGCGCGGUGGCCCAUGGGUCGCCGGAACUGGACCAUGGAAAGCGAGGUGUGCGAGAAGAAGGGCGUGCAGGUGCUGCAGCUGAGCUCGUGCACGGGAAAGGAGUACACAUGCAGGGACGGCUCGUGCAUCCCGCGGCUGCAGCGCUGCGACCGCCGCCCGGACUGCCACGACGAGAGUGACGAGCAGGAGUGCCAGCUGGUACGGCGCCCUGUCGGCUACCACCACACGCUGCCGCCGCCCAGCACCGUGGCAGGCUCUCCUCUGCUUGUCGGCUUGAAGAUGAAGCUGGUGAGUCUCUCCCUGAGCGACAAAGACAGCUACCUGGAGGUCACCUACCACCUCAACAUGACCUGGAUUGAUCUCAGAUUGCACUUCUACAACCUCAAGGCCGCGUCCAGACUCAACCAGGUGCCCGUCACUGACCACGGCAGCCUGUGGACACCUACUCUCACGCUGAUCAACGUGCGGGGAACGGAGAGGACGAGGGUGGAUGACGAGGCUGUGCUCACUGUGCACCGGCGAGGCCACCCCCUGGAGGAUGAUCUCUCGGUGCCUGAAGACGCGGACGUUUACUUGGGCGUGGAGAAUCACCUGAGCGUUGAGAGGAAGUACACCUCCCACUUCCUGUGUGAUCUUAACCUGGAGCUGUACCCGUUCGAUAUCCAGAGAUGCUACAUGGAGAUGGAGGUGCUGUCAGCCGCCACGGACUUCGUGAAGCUGAAGGAGAACGUGUCUGACGUGACGUACGUUGGCGCGGAGCUGCUCAUUGAGUACACGGUGGUGAGCGUGGGCCUGACGGUGAACAACAGCCACACGAUGGCGCAGGCGGAGGUGGAGGUGGUGCUGCAGCGGCGCGUCGGCUACCCCAUCAUCUCCAUCUACGUGCCCACCGUCAUCCUGCUCAUUCUGGCCUACCUCUCCCUCGUCUUCCGGCGGGACAACUUCGAGACCCGCGUGAUGUCCUCCCUCACGGUGCUGCUCGUGCUCGCCGCGCUCUUCACGCAGACGUCCACGUCGCUGCCCAAGACGUCGUACUUCAAAAUGGUGGACGUGUGGCUGCUGUUUUCUAUCUCUGUCAUCUUCUUCGUGAUCGUCUUCCAUGUGAUUAUCGACAUGGCCGGGGAGGGGAAGCUGACCGGAGACUUUUCCAGGAUUCCCACCACCGUCAAAGUGACUCCCAUUGAAAUUAAUGAAAAGUUGUCUUCCCCGCCCUUCAGCCCUCCCCUGCGCCCCAAGCCACGCCAGAUGAUGCUCCACAGAUUACUGUCCGCCGGCGGGAACAGUCCCGACGAGAGGAAACGCCUCCUCUCCGAUAAACUGUUCCGACAGGCGCUCAUCUUCAUCCCAUCUUACUUCAUGCUUUUCAACGUCAUUUACUGGAUCUACAUCUUCGCCUGAACGCCUCGUUCUGUGCCCGCCUCCCACUCUCCGGACUCUUAUACUGUAUUCCCUUUCCCAAUGAACAGUUUACUUUAGGGAUGUGGCAGUCUUUGUCGUUUAUCCGUAUAUGUUCUCUCUUCGCCAGUCCCGUCACAGCUUCUCCGGGACGAGCCGAAGCGAUGCCGACGACUGAUGCGAGACUGAAAAUAUUCGUCUGUGGAACUCAGAAUUACGUUUAAAAAGUCAUGUGCAAUUCUAAUUUCGUUAAUCUUUCGCAUUCGCUGGAAUUACGCUUAAACAUUUUUCUUGUCAUCUUUUAUGAGAAAUUGCAUUUAUAUAAGUUUAAUUUUCGUUAACAGAAAAAAAAACUAAUUCACAUGAUGUUUUUUCUAUUCCCAUGUCAAUUAGUAUGGUUAUCGAUAAAAUAUUG